Coregonus sp. 'balchen' is the source of this 9072-nucleotide messenger RNA. The record is from the annotation of a GenBank genome assembly. NCBI's taxonomy places the organism in Eukaryota, Metazoa, Chordata, Actinopteri, Salmoniformes, Salmonidae.
AUGGAGGAAAGACACAAAAGGAUUCUCCAACGCAAUAGGGUCAAUCUCGUGAGAGGCCUGGACCCAUCAGAAAUGUAUGAUGGACUUCUGUCAAAAGGAAUCUUUACUCAAGACAUGAUCGACGAGAUAAAGGUAGGGUGUGAUGGUAUUCUGCUUGACUAUUAUUGUCUGUCUUGCAAGAAUCCCGAUUCAUGAUAGACAUCAUCAUGAUUAGGCUAUCCUCAUUCCCAUGCUUUUGCACACAGCAAAGUCUGGUGUGUGAGACUAUGAACAGGCUACCUGAAUUCUAAGCAUGCAUCAUAUGCUACUUUCAGUUCUCACAAGCCCAUGCGUUGUUCCUCUAUUUCAGAGCUCAGGAACCAGACGAGACCAAGCCAGACAGUUGGUUCGAGACCUGGAGACCCGUGGGAGUCAGGCGUUCCCAGCUUUAAUAGAGUGCCUUCGUGAGAAAGGGCCGCAUAGUUUGGCAGAUCUCCUGUUGGCGGGGGAACCACAGAGCCAGCCUCUACCUCUGCCUGUCCAUGUCCGGCCAGUCGUUAGGCCUUUGCCAGUUUGUAAGUAUGCCUAUGUGGUUAAAUAUAAUGUAUCACUCAUUGCAAUGUCGGUCCAUACUACUGAAAUGUUCAUAUUUGCUUUGGAUUUUGCUCUAUUUUGACAGACUCUCAUAUGGACACUGACAAGCCUGUACAAGUGGUAACCCCUGUCUAUCCAACUCAAUCAGUUAGGCCUUUGCCUAUUACCCCUGUCUGUCCAAGUCAAUCAGUUAGACCUUUGCCUACGCCUACCACUCUCAGUCCAUGUAAGUGAAUACAACAAUUUUCUGUAAGUACUUUGACAUAUGUCUCUGAAUAUUCAAGUAUAAAAGUGGUGAUGUUUAUUACAGCCCCUGAAAGGGAGUUUGGAAAACACAGGGCAACAGGAAGAGUUAGACGUGACAGUAUUCAGGUAAGUUAUCUUGCCUUUUGGCUCUAUAUACUGUAGGCUAAAUAUAGCAUCCGUUCCCCAUUGUGGUUAUCGACAGUACUCUCCAAAGGAGUUGGUGUAUCUCAGUUCUGUUGAAUUUAACUUCACAAAUUAUGCUAUAUAAAUCCACAUACUGUAUCUUGCCUCGUCAAGAUUGCAACAAGUCCAAAUUUGAGUCUAACCAGUUCCCUAAUUUUAUAGUUUGGAUAUACUGUGGAAUCAAUGCAUUCUUUGCUUUUAUGCUCUCUCAGAGUUAUAAGAUGGAUGCCAGCCCCUGUGGACACUGCCUGAUCAUAAACAAUGUCGAUUUUGAGCCUCAGUCAGAGCUGAAUAACCGCACAGGGUCCAACAUAGACUGCGACAAACUGGAGAGAAGAUUUAAAUCCCUCAACUUUAUUGUCCUUGUCAAGACAAACCUGAAACAGAAGGUGAGGAUUUCCUCAGCUACUCUCUUUUAUAUCUAUUCAUGUUUAACUUAGAUACUGGCCAAAUGAUCUAAUGCUUACAUUAAUCACUAUAUUUCAGCAAAUAAGGCAGGAGCUAUCAGCUUUGUCCAAGAAGGAUCAUUCACAAUAUGACUGCUGUGUAGUGAUCAUGUUAUCACAUGGGACGGAGGUAAGAGACUCCUUCUAUCCUUUUACAAAUGCAUAGAAAGAGUAGAAAGGUUUGUCUUUCAGGAGAUGAAUAAUGUUAUUGCAUUUCAUUGCAUAUUUUCAGGUAAGUCACAAUCGCUUCCCUGGUGCAGUGCAUGGAGUGGACGGGCCCAAUGUCCCAGUUCAGCGCAUCACAAACUACCUCAAUGGUCAGAACUGCCCUUCCCUACAGGGCAAGCCCAAGCUCUUCUUCAUCCAGGCCUGUGGUGGAGGUAAGACAACUUAACUGCAGGAGUUGCUUAUGCUUAGUUAUUAGUUAGUACUUCUUAUGCAGCACUGUAACAACAAGGUUAUGAAUGUGUUGUAAUACUAGUCUGUACACUGGGUUACAUCGCCAACAGUGGAGGAAAUAUUUUGGGGAAACCAGUCUCGCUCCUCGCUCUGCCAGUCACCACACCGGAUUCUCAUUCGAGAAACCUAGAACGGCUGGAGUCCAGGCUAGGAUACUAAUAUGUAGAUGGGAUGUUACUAUGUCCAUUAACUAUGUCCAUUAUGUUCAUGAUCUAUAUCUCCAAAAAAUAUAAUACAUUUGAUAUAACUUGUAUAAUGUUCUAUGCGAUGUGGUAUGGCAGGUGAGAGAGACACAGGCUUUGAGGUGACUCCUGACGAGGAUGGGCCUUGUAUUGGAGGAACAGAUGACCAGACGGAUGCCAUGCCCAUAUCCUCCAGCAGUGACUCUCUGAGCACUCCGUCUGAUGAGCCAGACGCUAGGGCCACACUGCCCACACCGAGCGACAUACUGGUGUCCUACUCCACCUUCCCAGGUGUGUGUGGGGGAGGGAGUGUGUGUAUGUGCACGUGUGUGUGUGUGUGUUGCUCUCAAAUACAAUACUUCUUUGUGGUGAUCAAUCCCAGAAAGUGUCAUUAGUAUGUCUGUCGCCCUGAUAGCUGUUUGUCUGUGUGACAGGUUACGUCUCCUGGAGAGAUACAAAAGCUGGCUCCUGGUAUGUAGAAACACUGGAUAACAUCUUAGAAGACAAUGCUGCCACUGAUGACCUGGUCACCAUGUUAAUGAUGGUGAGUUUGUUGUUGUUUUAAUAUCGUAAAAAAAUUGACAAUACAUUUAAAAUAUAUAUGUAUUUAUUUUGAACGGCAGUAAGGAUUUUCUCUUAUGAAGCUAUCAAUGUGUUUUUGUGUGUUCAGGUAAACCAUGACGUUUCACAGAACUCAGCCAAAGGCCUCUACAAACAAAUGCCUGGUUCCUUUAACUUUCUCCGCAAACUUCUCUACUUUCAAGUCCAGAGACCAAUCCAGGCAUGACAGCACAGUUUCACUCUCAGUCUCUUCGUGUGCCAUACAUUUUUUUUUUUUUUUUUCCUCUAUCAAUGUUUAUUUGGAUAUCGAACAGGAAGACCAAGAUUGUAAUUGUAUGUUGUUUGUUCUUUUAAAAUGUUCUUUCUUUUCUUGUUUUUACACUCAAAAUGUUUGCGCUUACCAGAUUGCAAAAUCUUUGUGACAAUCAAAAACAUUGUAAUCAGUGAAAACCAAUGGUUUGCCUUGAGGAAGCUCUCUGCAAAAUAUUAAUCAGGACUGCACCCUCUAUAACCACUGAUUAUUAUUUGAUUGUGCUGGUCAUCUAUGAACCUUUGAACAACGAUUUGGCCUUAAUGGCCAUGUACUCUUAUAAUCUCCACCCGGCACAGCCAGAAGAGGACUGGCCACACCUCAGAGCCUGGUUCCUCUCUAGGUUUCUUCCUAGGUUCCUGCCUUUCUAGGUAGUUUUUCCUAGCCACCAUGCUUCUACAUCUGCAUUUCUUGCUGUUUGGGGUUUUAGGCUGGGUUUCUGUAUAAGAACUUUCUGCUGAUUUGACGACCUUUACUUUUAGCCAGAAAAUCUAUUGUUUAUAAUAUGUUAUUUUCAUCUUGAGAGAAUUCGUUUUAGGUGAAUGGGUAUUAAUGUACUGUAUAUGAAUGAUCUGAUGUCCAAAUGUAAUUGUGUAAUGCUAUGUUCUGGUCGUAUUUCUACACAGUUUUAAUUUUUUUAUUUAAAGGUUACCGUUGCAUUCACUCAAUUGAAUGAGAUACUGUAGAGUUGACUGACUCACUAUGUCUGUAGCCUAAUGUCUGUAGCCAUAGUCAAUUGCCAUUUUUACCUCAGUUGUCCUUUGCCCGAAUAUAAUGAUGCAAACGCUAGAACCUAUCAUUGGAGUAUCUUGGCUGGAAGCCAUGCAUAUUUGGCUGCACUAGUGGAGAGAGCUUCUUGGGGAAGAAUUCACAUCUAGAAAUAAAGAUAGUACUGCUAAUGUGUCUAUUACAUUUGAAUACUUCACACAGUAGAAGUUGAAGAAUAUAAUGGUAAUUGUCCAAUAGAUGGAGUCUGUGAGUCAGAUAUUGAGGAUUUGGCCUGUGUACAGUAUCUAUGAUGCCAAACAGUGUUUCACAAUACAUAAAGACCCAUCUGUAAUGGUGGAUGAUUUUCAUUUAUAUUCCAAAUCACACCAUUGUGGAUUCAGAGGUCUGCAACACAAAUAAUCCUUUGUGUUUCUUGAAUCCAAGAGAAUAAAAAUAAUAUAUUUAUUUUAUAUAGCGCUUUUCAAUACAUAUAAAUGUAUUUAGAAAACAAACAGAAAUACCUUAUUUUCAGAAGUAUUCAGACCCUUUGCUAUUAGACUCGAAAAUGAGCUCAGGUGCAUCCUGUUUCCAUUGAUCAUCCUUGAGAUGUUUCUACAACUUGAUUGGAGUCCACCUGUGGUAAAUUCAAUUGAUUGGACAUGAUUUGGAAAGGCACACACCUGUCUAUAUAAGGUCCCACAGUUGACAGUGCAUGUCAGAGCAAAAACCAAGCCAUGAGGUUGAAGGAAUUGUCCGUAGAGCUCCGAGACAGGAUUGUGUCGAGGCACAGAUCUGGGGAAGGGUACCAAAAAAUGUCCGCAGCAUUGAAGGUCCCCAAGAACACAGUGGCCUCCAUCAUUCUUAAAUAGAAUACGUUUUGAACCACCAAGACUCUUCCUAAGAGCUGAACGCCCGGCCAAACUGAGCAAUCGGGGGAGAAGGGCCUUGGUCAGGGAGGUGACCAAGAACCCGAUGGUCAAUCUGACAGAGCUCCAGAGUUCUUCUGUGGAGAUGGGAGAACCUUCCUGAAGGACAACCAUCUCUGCAGCACACCACCAAUCAGGCCUUUAUGGUAGAGCGGCCAGACGGAAGCCACUCCUCACAAAAGGCACAUGACAGCCCUCUUGGAGGUUGCCAAAAGGCACCUAAAGGACUGUCAGACCAUGAGAAACAAGAUUAUCUGGUCUGAUGAAACCAAGAUUGAACUCUUUGGCCUGAAUGUCAAGUGUCACGUCUUGAGGAAACCUGGCACCAUCCCUACGGUGAAGCAUGGUGGUGGCAGUAUCAUGCUGUGGGGAUGAUUUUCAGCGGCAGGGACUGGGAGACUAAUCAGGAUGAGGGAAAGAUGAACGGAGCAAAGUACAGAGAGAUCCUUGAUGAAAACCUGCUCCAGAGUGCUCAGGACCUCAGACUGGGGCGAAGGUUCACCUUCCAACAGGACAAUGACCCUAAGCACACAGCCAAGACAAUGCAGGAGUGGCUUUGGGACAAGUCUCUGAAUGUCCUUGAGUGGCCCAGCCGGAGCCCGGACUUGAACCCGAUUGAACAUCUCUGGAGAGACCUGAAAAUAGCUGUGCAGCGACGCUCCCCAUCCAACCUGACAGAGCAUGAGAGGAUCUGCAGAGAAGAAUAGGAGAAACUCCCCAAAUACAGGUGUGCCAAGCUUGUAGCGUCAUACCCAAGAAGACUCGAGGCCGUAAUCGGUGCCAAAGGUGCUUCAACAAAGUACUGAGUAAAGGGUCUGAAUAAUUAUAUAAAUGUGAUAUUUCAGUUUUUAAUUUUUUAUACAUUUGCAAACAUUUCUAAAAACCUGUUUUUGCGUUGUCAUUAUGGGGUAUUGUGUGUAGUUUGAUGAGGGGAAAAAAACUAUUUAAUACAUUUUAGAAUAAGGCCGUAAAGUAACAAAAUGUGGAAAAAGUCAAGGGGUCUGAAUACUUUCCGAAUGCACUGUAGAUAGUAGGCCUACAGCCAGGAGAAAUGUCAGUCAGACCACAGGAGCUCUUCAACAGGCACAUUGACAUCUACGAUGUUCAGUUCAUCUCUGUAGGUAGGCUGGAUCGUCAACUCCCGACUGUAACAGUGCCAGAAAAGAUCACCACACCUUGGUAGUAUCAGGGAACAGUCCCUUCAAGUUUUAUUAGUCGUAUGUACAGGAUUAACAUGGUAUACAUUGCACAACUAAAUGCAUACUUGCAGGUUCCUUCUUGACAAUGCAACAACAAUAAGAAAUAAAAGAUAAGAACACUAACAUAAAGUAAAUGGCUUAGUAGAAUAGAAUAAUAAUUUUAGCAUAAGUAUAAUACGUGAAGGCACAAUGUAUAUUUACAUCUGCUUUGGGGAAGGGGGGAUUGGGGUGUUUAAAUUGUGCAGUAUUAGCAAUAGUAAAUACAAGUCUGGUAGCAGCAAGUGUGUGUGUGUGUAUGAGUGUAUGUUUGUGUGCGUGAGUGAGUGCAUGUGUGCUAAGGUGCGGAGAGUCAGUGCAGGUGGUCAGUCCAGUUCAAGUGUUCAGAAGUAUGAUGGCUAGUAGAUAGAAAUUGUCUCUGAGUCUGUUGGUAUCAGACUUCAUGCUCCAAUAUCGUCUGCCCGACGGUAAGGGAAUGAACAGCUCGGGGCUUGGGUGUGUGGGGUCCUUGAUGAUGCUCUGCAGGACUUCCUCAGGCAAUGUUUUGAGUAGAUGUCCUGGAUGGGUGGGAGCACGGUCACAGUGAUGUACUGGGCCGUCUUCAGCACCCGCUGGAGAGCCUUGUGGUUGUGGACGGAGCAAUUCCCAUACCAGUCCGUGAUGCAACCGGUCAGGACGCUCUCGAUGGUUCAGUAUUUGGAGAAGACCUGGCGUGGCAUGCCAGAUUUCUUCAGCCGCCUUAGGAAGUAGAGGCGCUGUUGCGCCCUCUUGUCAAGAGUAAUGGUGUUCUUGGUCCAUGUCAAGUCCUUGGUGAUGUGGAUGCCGAGGAACUUAAAACUGCUGACUCUCUACUGCAGUCCUGUUGAUGUGGAUCGGAUUAUGUUCCCUUCUCUGCUUCCUGAAGUCAACAAUCAACUCCUUUGUUUUGCUGACGAUGAGGGAGAGGUUGUUGUCCUGGCACCACAAUGCCAGUUCACUUACCUCCUCCCUAUAGGCUGACUAGUUUUCGUUGGUUAUCAGGCCUACAACCAUGGUGUCGUCAGCAAACCUGAUUAUGGAGUUGGUGUCGUGCAAAGCCACGCAGUCAUGGGUGAACAGGGAGUACAGCAGAAGGCUGAGGACACACCCCUGGGGGUGCCCUGUGUUAAGAGUCAGUGUGGAGGAGGUGUUGUUACCAAUCCUCAAAGUCUGUGAGCUGCCCGUCAGGAAGUCCAGAAUCGAGUUGCAGAGGGUGGUGUCCAGGCCCAAGGAUCUGAGCUUGGUGUCGAGCUUGGAGGGAACAAUAGUGUUGAAUUCACAGCAUUCUCACAUAGGUGUUCCUCUUGUCCAGAUGUGUUAGGGCCGUGUGAAUAGCGAUGGAAAUUGAAUCUUUCGUGGAUCUGUUGGAGCGGUAGGCAAAUUGGAGUGGGUCCAGUGUGCCUCGCAUGCACUACAGACGAGCCUGUAGUCUCUCAUCCUGCACACUGCUUUCAACCUCAUAGGAACUGGGGCAGGUGAAAAGCCAAGGAAGAGCAGAGGAGCCAGCUCUAACCCUGGAGCAGAUCACAACUUGCAGUAGAUGUAUUUUUGUGUUCAUAUAAUGGUGGCGUGCAAUGCAGCUUACUACAACUUUGGCACCUGAAUUCAAUGUAACUUUGGUUCCACAUUACACUGGCUCAUGCAUAUGCAUUACAUGCAGGUACAGUGCAAUUAUAGUGUAGUUACACUGUACCAUGCAUGCCUAUGUAACUACACAUAUAUCUUGUGUUAAUCAGUGUUGUUGCAGCCUAGCCUUUGAGAGGGAGUGAAAACAUAGUGGAACGAGCUGCAACUGAAAUUGCCAGGGUUAAACUCUUAAUUGACAGCAGCUGCUCUCUAUGAACACUUGAGAUGGAGGAGUUCUUGGUACCAAUUAUGGAUGUGAAUGAACACAAACAUAAAUCCACUGUAAGUAAAUGCUCUCUUUGUAAGUGUUCUGAGGAUGGAGCAUGUGAUUGGAAAUAGCCAGACCUGGCCUAUUUGCUUCAGGCCUAAAGGUUAGGAGGCUUAGUAGUUAAUCUGUAGGCUCGAACUGUUAGAGAAAGUCUCUUUUUGUUUGCAAUGGUGUCCAGUAACACACUUUUUUCAGUUAUUGUUAAAUUGUUACUCUAGGCUUACACUAUUAUCAUUUUAGAAAAGUGCAUGCUUCAUGAUAGUUUUGUGUAUUGAUUUCAUGAAGAAUAGUAUGUUUGUAAUGUACUGUUAAUCACAUAUAUUAAUUAUCUGAUAUGCAGUGGAGAAACGUCAUCAAGCCUUCAUGAUGGGCAACAAGGGCAACUGAUUCAAGGGCAACUGAUUCGAGAUCAACAGAGGGCGCUGAUGUGCAGACUUCACCUGCAUCAAGGUAGGCCUAAGCCACUGGUGCAAACUUUCCACCUAGACCUACAGGCUACAGUAAUGUCAACUGGAAUAGUUAAUGCAUCAAAGGUAAAGUGAUCCGCAUCGUGUAGUAUCAAAACAUAGCUCUUCCCCCAAACCACUUUUGGUUUGGAUGGUGGUGAUGCAUGACAAAAGCGCGCCACACGUCUUUGGCGGGCAUGAGAGUAGAUCUAAAAUACAUGCCUCGAGGGCAUCGUUCUGUGACCAGUCAAGUGAUUAGAAAAAGUCUAACAUUUGCAUCCGAGUGGGUUUUGAAUUGGUGAGUAAUUUAACGUGAUUAUGCAUAAUUAUUCAUCUUUACAUUAAAUCCAAUGUAUGAUCCAAUUCAAUUUGUUAAUUUAACCGUGUAGCCUAAAACACAUUUUAAACCAAUGUGGUUGUUUUAAAACUGUAAAGCAAAAUAUGUUCUAGGUGCCAUCUCCUCACGGAGUGAUUAAGACCGCCUAUCAGCAGCACUCCCUGAAUUCCAUUCCGCCUUUUACGCAGGGCAGUGGCUCGUGUGUCUCAAUAGCAUCAGACUUCCCAGUGACUCACUGACUUGCGCUGGAAUUACAAGUCUAAGUUUCUGAGUGCAAAGGAUAGUGUGUCCGAAGUGACGCAAACCGAUCUAUCUCUUUCACGGCACUUUUGAUAAAUAUUUGUGUUCUGUUUCCAUAACAAAACGCACAAAGGGAUAAUUUUCUGUUGAUGAAGUCCCACCGCGUGUGGGACGUAGAAAGUGUAGAGGUGCACCCUUACAUUACUUCAGUGGCCAGAAGUGAAGGACUUUGAUUUUCCUUUCCCAAGCAUUUGCAGCCUGUGCUGGGUUGCUGGAAAAUGGGCACGCGGAUCGAAAAGGUCACUGGACUUAUCGUCUCGUUGAUAUUUACCUGUCAUCUGAUGAAU